Musa acuminata subsp. malaccensis (wild Malaysian banana) is the source of this 1237-nucleotide messenger RNA. RefSeq names its product WRKY transcription factor 28. The record is from RefSeq and is a predicted model, not a curated record. Gene Ontology annotation, molecular function: DNA-binding transcription factor activity; sequence-specific DNA binding. Gene Ontology annotation, biological process: regulation of DNA-templated transcription. Lineage: Eukaryota; Viridiplantae; Streptophyta; Magnoliopsida; Zingiberales; Musaceae.
CAGGUUCCUCCGUUCCGUCCCAUUUCCUCCUUCCUCCCUCUCUGCACCAAAAGAAAAGAAGAGGAAGGGUUAUACUCUUUCGAUCUGAUUCCACACCAUCCAUUCUACCGCAGGCGAUCUUCAUGUCCGGAUAUCACGAGAGGGAGCACUUCCGCUCCCUGUUCCAUGACGAGCUAGCAGCGCUCUUCUCCCAGAGGCCGACAGACGGCGCCGCCUGCAUUAGUGGUGGCCCGAGCGGAUCCGACACCGGGGCGAUUUUUCCGGCCGUGACCUUCACCGAUGUGCCGCUUGGCUCGAUGAUGGACAACGACGCGCUCCCUAGAGUUUUUGGCUUGUCAUGCUCGGCUCCGUUGGAUGCGCUUGGCCCCGGAGGUAGGACGGGGUCUCCUGAGCUGAUGGUGGACGUUGGAAAUGGUAGUGGCAGCUUGACACCCACGUUUGGGUGCGGUGGGCGUGUGACUACAGUGACGACCAACUCUUCGACCUCUUCAUUGUCCGCUGAGGCCGCCGGCGAAGAGGAUGCGGACCGGUGUAAGAAGGAAGAGCAACAGGAGGAAGAAGGUGAUACGUCUAAGAAAGUGAAGAAACCCAACAAGCAAGGAGAGAGAAGGCAAAGGGAACCCCGCUUUGCUUUCGUGACCGAGAGCGAGGUUGAUCAUCUCGAAGACGGCUACCGGUGGAGGAAGUACGGCCAGAAAGCAGUCAAGAACAGCCCUUAUCCCAGAAGCUACUAUCGUUGCACGACUCAGAAGUGCCCGGUGAAGAAGAGGGUGGAGAGAUCUUAUCAAAACUCGACCAUUGUGAUAACCACUUACGAAGGGAGACACACUCAUCGGUGCCCCGCAACAGUUAGAGGGAGCACACUGCUACUGCCUCCUCCGCUCAUGUCAACGAGCUUCUUCCAGGAUCUUGUGAUGCAGCAAGCGCACCAGCUGAACAGUACGGCAAACCAAAUGCUUCCUCUCCAGCAGCUCGAGUUCUCUCACUACGGUCUCUUGCAAGACAUGGUUCCUUCCUUGGCACACCACGGGCAACCAUAAUACGGAGGUUCCUUGAUUCAGAUAUCUGUGAUCCUUACUUUUCUUCUACAUGUAUUUGGAUGUAAUAUUUUGAGAUUCUGCAAACUGUUGUGGUAUAGAUGAAGAUAGAGAGUUCAAUAGCAUGUCUUCCUGAAUCAUUUGAAUAAUUUUCCUUUCUCGAUCAUUUCUGAGAACUCAUCCGCAUUGUACCUGUAAAA